This is a messenger RNA of Acaulospora morrowiae, 492 nucleotides long. The record is from the annotation of a GenBank genome assembly. NCBI's taxonomy places the organism in Eukaryota, Fungi, Glomeromycota, Glomeromycetes, Diversisporales, Acaulosporaceae.
AUGUCCCAAUUUCAACUAUCCGUUAUCUUGGCCGGUCAUGAAUUGGACGUUAAAGCUGUUCAUAGUCCAACCGAAGAUGUCAUUAUUUCUUCUUCUCGUGAUAAAACAGUACGCAAGUGGUCUAGGAUAUCCUCGAAUUCCUUUGGCGAAAGUAACCUCUUUUUAGGCCAUAACCAUUUUGUGAAUUCCGUUGCCUACUUGCGCCCGACCGCCGAACACCCUGGUGGCCUUAUAAUUAGCGGUAGCAGCGAUAAGAGCAUUAACGUCUUUGAUGCCGAUCAAUCACAAGAACCUAUCUACACAUUGAUCGGACAUCAAGACAACGUCUGUGCUUUAGAUAUCACACCAUCCGGUUUUAUCGUUUCUGGAUCCUGGGAUAAAACAGCAAAAAUAUGGAAAAAUUGGCAAGAAUCUUAUACGUUGACCGGGCAUUCACAUGCGGUGUGGGCUGUACUGGCCAUCGAAGAUGACCUCAUACUGACUGGCAAGUAG